Messenger RNA from Zea mays, 1014 nucleotides. RefSeq lists its product as uncharacterized. The record is from RefSeq and is a predicted model, not a curated record. Bases 1 to 1014 code for a protein of 337 amino acids. NCBI's taxonomy places the organism in Eukaryota, Viridiplantae, Streptophyta, Magnoliopsida, Poales, Poaceae. The transcript has 5 exons.
AUGCAAGAAGAGAAAAGGGCCGUCCAUACUUCUUCUCUUACUGGUGCUAUGAAGAUUAAGGAAGUUCUAGAAGGACAUGAAAUUUGGAGCAAAGUUGAGUUUAGGAUGGAGCCAGAUAUUUUCAGAGCGAUAGUUUCAUCUGUUGAUGAACCAGUGCUACAUGUACCACGAGCGGGCAGCGAGAUCAAUGUUGCUGGACCAAGUGUGGGCAGUGAGACUAAUGUUGCUGGACUAACUUUGGAUCGAGAGGCUUGUGAAGUUCAGUCACCACCUUCUGGUACGUCAGUACAUGGAAGCGGAAAAAAGAGGAAGAAAAGUCAAGUUGCAAGUGUUUUGGAUGACUAUUUGGAGCACAAAAAGAACCAAACAUAUAAGACUAUGGAGGCGUUCCUUGAGAAGAAGACUCGUGGAGAGGAGUCUAUGGAUAGGUGUAUCCACAUAUUUGAAGCUAUGGAGGACUUGACAGAUGAGGAGAAGGCCAUUGCAGCAGAGGUGUUCGAAAAUGAAUUGUAUCGGGAGAUGUUUCUGAAGCUAACAAUUCACAACGUGCGGCUGAUUUGGCUUCGGAGGAAGAUAAGAAUUGUGGUUGUUAAAACUAGUAGUGAGUGGAAGGUGAAGCUAGAGGAGCUAGAACUGGGAUGUGACGCUCCUGAUGAGAAUGAGGAUGAGGUUGGUGAUGACGAUGGAAUUGAGGUAGUUGACUGGAUCGAGAAAAAUGAGGUCGAUGAUGAUUAUUAUGAAGAUGAGGAUGAAGCCGAUGCACAGGAGGAUUUCAAAGCAGAUGAAGCUGAAAAUGUUGAGGAUAGCGAGGAAUACUGGGAUGAGCAGUGGGAGAAGGCUAUGAGAAGUUCUGAUAAAAUGGAGAAGCUAGUCAAGACGAGCAUUGAGGCGUCAAAUGUGUACAGUAAGCAGCAUAUGCAUCUAGAGAAAGAAAUGGAGUGGAAAAUGGCCAGAGCAAAUGCGAUUAUUACGGAGCAGGAAGCUGAGGUGGAGGAGUGCAAAGGAUGGAAAUAA